Messenger RNA from Planococcus citri (citrus mealybug), 2160 nucleotides. Its product is annotated as UDP-N-acetylmuramoylalanine--D-glutamate ligase-like. The coding region runs from base 100 to 1518 and encodes 472 amino acids. NCBI's taxonomy places the organism in Eukaryota, Metazoa, Arthropoda, Insecta, Hemiptera, Pseudococcidae. Gene Ontology annotation, biological process: regulation of cell shape; cell division; folic acid-containing compound biosynthetic process. The record is from RefSeq and is a predicted model, not a curated record. The transcript has a single exon. Gene Ontology annotation, molecular function: UDP-N-acetylmuramoylalanine-D-glutamate ligase activity; tetrahydrofolylpolyglutamate synthase activity; ATP binding. Gene Ontology annotation, cellular component: cytoplasm.
UACAUAAAUAAAUACUGAUAAUUUCCUUCUAUGAUAAAACCACUAUAAAUGAAAGAUUAACGAGCAGUUAUAAUUUUAUACGUGAAACGUUGAACAGAAAUGAGUUUUUUCUGCACAUCGCAUAUUGUUAUAAUUAUUAUCACAAUCGUCAUUCGCGAACCACCUUCUGUAACGUGCUGCCGUCAAAAUAUCGAAAUGAGACAACUAGAUGGCAAAUAUGAAAACCAAGUUGUGGCCGUUUUCGGGCUCGGCAAGACAGGCUUAUCUACCAUCCAAGCUUUUGGCCAGAGUAACGUCAGCAAAACGUACGCCUGGGAUGACAACCAGCAACGAGUAACCAACGCGAAAACCAUCUGUCCUCCAGGUACAAUUUUUACCCCUCCUCAAGAAUGGAACUGGCGUGAACUAAAAACAUUGAUAUUAAGUCCCGGAGUACCUUUUUCGUAUCCCAAGCCUCACGAAGUUGUUCAACUAGCGAAAAAAUCAAACUGCGAGAUCAAAUCCGAUAUAGAUCUAUUCCUCGAAAUGAAAACAGACCAGCAGAAAGUAAUCGCAGUUACAGGUACGAAUGGGAAAUCAACGACUACGUCUUUAAUAGGGCACAUUCUACAGCUAGCAGGCAAAAAAGUAUCCGUAGGUGGUAACUUGGGUAAUCCGGUGUUGAAUUUGGAUAAUGAUUCGGAUAUUUACGUUAUCGAAUUGUCUUCUUUUCAAAUAGAGUUGAUGAACGAAUUUGACGUGGAUGUCGGCGUAUUGUUGAAUAUUACACCGGAUCAUUUAGAUAGACACGGAAAUAUGGAGAAUUACGUCGAGAUCAAGAAGAAAUUAAUCGACAGAAGUAAAGUCGCCGUUAUCGGAUGCGAUAACAGAAUUACAGCUCGCAUAUUCGACCAAUUUGCUGGAAAUAAGAUCUCCGUAUUGGCUUCUACGUCACCUUUUUCGAAUUCGAAUAUCAACCAAGGUGAAGCGAAGAUAAAUGUCAUAUCUAACGCUGAAAAUAUCGCAGCCGCGUGCGCAGUUUGUGAAAUUCUGGGAAUCGAUGGAAACGUUGUCGUAAAUGGAAUUAAAUCGUUUGCAGGAUUGAAACACAGAAACGAACCAUUGGGCAGAGUAUCGAAUGUGUUUUUUGUCAACGAUAGCAAAGCAACGAACGCCGAAUCGACGCAGAAGGCGAUUUCGUCUUACAAACGAAUACAUUGGAUCGUCGGUGGCCGGAGUAAAGAAGGUGGUAUCGAAUCGCUAAGAGAAUAUUUUUCAAAUAUCGAAAAAGCUUACUUGAUUGGCGAAUCGACCGAAGCUUUUGCCAACACUUUGAACGAAGGUGGAGUCAACUAUGUUAAAUGUGGCGAUCUAGAGACUGCUUUUAGAAUGGCUUUUGAAGAAGCCUCUAAAAAUAGCGAAGAAGAUCAGGCGACCGUAUUGCUGUCUCCUUCGUGUGCUUCGUACGAUCAAUGGCGGAAUUUCGAAGAACGUGGUGAAGCAUUUUGCAGAAUGUUUGAAAGAUUGAAGAGUAGGUAAUCAUUCAACUGGCUGUGAAAAAAAAAUGGUUAUGCGGAUCGAUUUUAAGAUUUCGAGAAGCCUUGAUCCGUCGUACUUUUCUUUUACGUUUCUUGGAAAUAUUGCGGUGUAUUUCGGGAGGUUUGUCCAUACUGAAGUUGAAUGGAUCGAGGAGAGUUGAAGAAUCUUUUCUUGCGAACUUUCAAAGCGUGUACUUUGGGAAAAGUGGAUUGUAAUCACAUCGUUGGACACAUUUUCUAGCUGGUUGGAUACUUAAUUUGCCUGAUUUCACUUACAAGAAUGAAAAAAAAAAAAAAAAGAAAACACAUCUGGUUUUCUAAUUGUCAAAAUGUUACGCUUGGAGAACGCAAACUCUACGAAAUAUCCACCCAAACCAAAAUCAAAUCACAGAUAGAAAUUCAGCUCGAAAUCGAAUGUGCGUUAUAAAUGUUUUCCCCUUUCUCCAAUGCUUUUCGAUGAAAAGUGAUAAAAAAGCAGCAGGAGGGUGUCUACCGGAAUUUUUUGACCAAAUAUCACUACCUUUCAAAAAAAAAUCACUGCCUUUCAAAAUAUUUUUACCCCCCCCCCUCCAAAGAUUUUUCUUUUUUUUGAAUUUUGUAAUUUUUUACAUUGGAGUAAAUACACGUUUUCAUCAAUUUGAAA